GCUAGGGCACAUGAUCCAAUGACGGUGUCGAAAUCUCCAGUCUAUUCUAAACACGUUUAGUUGAGGAUUAAAACUAACACGUUGCUAGCAUUGUUUGUAUGCUGAAAUAUUUGUAAGGUAUGUGUUAUUUUGCUUUUAUCAAACAUCACAUGGGUCUACUCAGGAUACAAUACAGCGUGAUCUAUUUUUGGAUAUUAUGCCAUACUUGUCACGUGGUCACAGCUCAGACGUACACCAACGUGACGUCCAUCUUUAACGAUAAAAUUACCAACAGCGGCUACAACCCGGAAGUCCGACCUUUAGUUGACCAGUCCAAGGCCAUCGUUGUUGACGUCUGGUUCGAGCUUGUUUCCAUCGUGGAGGUUAAUGACGUGGCCCAGAGUUUUACCUGCAACGGGUUCCUGCUGUUUGGGUGGAAGGACGAGCUGAUUGUUUGGGACCCACGCGACUACGGAGGACAUACAUUGAUUCAUCCACUGCCAGAACAGAUCUGGAGACCUAUGGUGCUGCUGCUCAAUACCUUGGAUAAACGAGAUCUAUUCGAUGACGACAAGUCGCCCGUGUUCAUCUACAAUAAUGGGGAUGCCAUCUGGGCCCCGGGCAGUGUGUUCCCAGUCUCCUGUCAGCUGACCAUGACCAACUACCCGUUCGAUCAACAGGAAUGUUCCAUCUAUAUGACAGCUUUGACAUUAAAUAAGGACGAAAUGCAGUUCAAGAAUAAAGUACCUACCAUAGGCACUUCAUUUUACACGCUACACGGAGAAUGGGAUCUGAUAUCAGGAACUAUCAUUACAUCUAACCUAUCGUCAGGGGUCGUUCAGGUCCCAACAUUUCAGUUGAAGUUUAAUCUAAAAAGACGGCCGAUAUUUUUGAUCGUCAACAUUAUACUGCCUGUCGUGUUCUUGUCAUUCCUCAACAUACUCGUCUUCAUCAUUCCUGUGGAGUCGGGGGAGAAAAUCGGCUACGGUAUUACCGUGCUUCUCGCAUUGUCUGUUUUUAUGAGUAUCGUAGGGGGCAUGUUGCCCAGGUCAUCACGAUCCAUGCCCAACGUCACCAUCUACCUCUUCAUCUUGCUCAUCAUCUCCAUGUUGACCGUCAUCGAUAGCAUCGUCAUCGUCUACCUCUCACACAGGGAGGAGAGAGAACAGGUACAUCUGAACGCCAAGAGAAAAUUUAAAGAAGCUUUUACCAAAGUUAAAAACUCGGUCGCGCCUCAGAACAACGAGACCUCUACCAGCGAUAACAAAGUGGCCAGAAAGAAAAUAACGCUGGAUAGAGCGGUUCUGUCCUUCACAUCCGGGUCCCAGAGCGAAGAGAAACCGGAAGUAAACAAGUACAAGGUGAUCGGAAAAUACAUGGAUAAAGUUUCUUUUGUGGUGUUCAUGUUCAUUUGGGUCAGUGUUACACUUGGGUUUUUAAUCUACGCAUCCCAGGACUAGAACAAAAAAAAACUCGUACAUUUUAGAUUUUGGAAAAAUAUAUGUGUCUGUGUUACAUAGUUUUUAAUUGAGUAAAAUAAACUAUUAAUUGACCACUAUAAAUAAUUCUAGUGCAUUUGUGUGUAAGUGUCAAAGAAGGGCUGGCAAUGAGUUUAUGUGUGCAUGUGUGUGUAUGUGUAUGAGUGUAUUACAACAAACAUAACUUAUUUUAUGUUUUCUAAUGGUAUUACGAUAUUUACGUUAAUAUUUUUACUAUAUUAUUUUACGAUAAACAUAAACGAGAUUCAGCGAGGUUGUGGCAUUAUUGGCUGCAAUUUAUGAUUA
Molecule: messenger RNA, 1763 nt
Organism: Physella acuta
Lineage: Eukaryota; Metazoa; Mollusca; Gastropoda; Physidae
Product: acetylcholine receptor subunit beta-like 1
Biological process (GO): monoatomic ion transmembrane transport
Cellular component (GO): membrane
Molecular function (GO): extracellular ligand-gated monoatomic ion channel activity; transmembrane signaling receptor activity
Source: RefSeq, a predicted model, not a curated record